This is a messenger RNA of Pristis pectinata (smalltooth sawfish), 7686 nucleotides long. RefSeq names its product transportin-2. Gene Ontology annotation, molecular function: small GTPase binding; nuclear import signal receptor activity. The transcript is spliced from 24 exons. Bases 118 to 2778 code for a protein of 886 amino acids. Gene Ontology annotation, cellular component: nucleus; cytoplasm. Gene Ontology annotation, biological process: protein import into nucleus. Lineage: Eukaryota; Metazoa; Chordata; Chondrichthyes; Rhinopristiformes; Pristidae. The record is from RefSeq and is a predicted model, not a curated record.
AGACCCACCGCCUGAGCCCAGAAUUGGGACGGGGAUGUGUGGAGGCCGCGGUUUCUCUUUUCGCUUCCUUCGCGACCUCUACUAUCGGGCCGGCGCCGAGCAACUGCAGGUUUGUUUAUGAUGGAGUGGCAACCUGAUGAACAGGGUCUUCAGCAAGUGUUACAGCUGCUCAAAGACUCUCAAUCACCAGACACGGCAACACAACGGGCAGUUCAACAAAAAUUGGAGCAGCUGAACCAGUAUCCAGACUUCAACAACUACCUGAUUUUUGUCCUGACCAGACUGAAAUCUGAAGAUGAACCAACACGGUCCCUCAGUGGCCUCAUUCUCAAGAACAAUGUGAAGGCUCAUUACCAGAGCUUCCCCCAGGGGGUUGCUGAAUUCAUCAAACAGGAGUGUUUAAAUAACAUUGGCGAUGCCUCCCCACUCAUCAGAGCAACCAUAGGCAUUUUGAUCACUACCAUUGCUUCAAAGGGAGAGCUGCAGGCUUGGCCAGAGCUGCUUCCUCAACUCUGUAACCUGCUCAACUCUGAAGAUUACAAUACAUGUGAGGGUGCUUUUGGAGCUUUGCAAAAGAUUUGUGAGGAUUCUUCUGAAAUGCUGGACAGUGAUGCUUUGAAUAGACCUCUUAACAUCAUGAUUCCCAAGUUCCUGCAGUUUUUCAAACAUUGUAGUCCCAAAAUCAGAUCCCACGCAAUUGCUUGUGUGAAUCAGUUCAUCAUCGGCAGGGCCCAGGCACUCAUGGACAAUGUCGAUACUUUCAUUGAGCACCUAUUCGCAUUGGCAACAGAUGAGGAUUCAGAGGUGAGAAAAAAUGUAUGUCGGGCACUGGUAAUGCUGCUGGAAGUUCGAAUAGAUCGCCUUAUCCCGCACAUGCACAGUAUAAUCCAGUACAUGUUGCAGAGGACGCAGGACACUGAUGAAAAUGUAGCGCUGGAAGCGUGCGAGUUCUGGCUCACACUGGCUGAACAGCCGAUCUGCAAGGAGGCCCUAUCAGGACAUUUGAUCCAGUUGAUUCCUAUUUUAGUGAAUGGGAUGAAAUACUCAGAGAUUGACAUAAUCCUUUUAAAGGGUGAUGUGGAAGAGGAUGAUACAGUCCCAGACAGCGAGCAGGACAUAAAGCCCCGUUUUCACAAGUCCCGCACAGUUACCCUGCAACACGAGGAGGAUGCUACCGAGGAAGAUGAGGACUUUGAUGACGAUGAUGACACACUCUCUGACUGGAACCUGAGGAAGUGCUCAGCUGCUGCACUGGAUGUCCUGGCCAAUGUUUUCCGAGAUGAUCUUCUGCCUCACCUUCUGCCGCUGCUGAAAGGAUUGUUGUUCCAUCCAGACUGGGUUGUUAAGGAGUCUGGAAUCUUAGUUUUGGGAGCAAUUGCGGAAGGUUGUAUGCAAGGGAUGGUUCCAUACCUCCCGGAGUUAAUCCCGCACCUCAUUCAGUGUCUGCCGGAUAAGAAAGCACUGGUGCGCUCGAUUGCCUGCUGGACAUUGAGUCGCUAUGCACACUGGGUUGUCAGUCAGCCACCAGAUCAGUACCUUAAACCACUGAUGACUGAACUUCUGAAACGAAUCCUGGAUGGAAAUAAGCGUGUGCAAGAGGCAGCAUGCAGUGCAUUUGCUACAUUAGAGGAAGAGGCCUGCACUGAGCUUGUGCCAUAUCUCAGCUACAUCCUUGAUACACUGGUAUUUGCCUUUGGAAAGUACCAGCACAAGAACCUACUGAUCUUGUAUGAUGCUAUUGGCACUCUGGCUGACUCCGUUGGACAUCACCUCAAUCAGCCGGAAUACAUCCAGAAGCUAAUGCCUCCACUCAUUCAGAAAUGGAAUGAACUCAAGGAUGAAGAUAAGGAUCUCUUCCCUCUGUUGGAGUGUCUCUCAUCAGUGGCCACAGCUCUGCAGAGUGGCUUCCUCCCUUACUGUGAGCCCGUUUAUCAGCGUUGUGUCACACUUGUGCAGAAAACACUAGCCCAGGCAAUGAUGUACAAUACUCAGCCAGAUCAGUACGAGGCUCCGGACAAGGACUUCAUGAUUGUGGCACUGGAUCUGCUGAGUGGCUUGGCAGAGGGGCUCGGUGGCAAUGUAGAGCAGCUGGUUGCUCGGAGUAACAUCAUGACUCUUCUAUUUCAGUGCAUGCAGGACACCAUGCCAGAGGUUCGUCAGAGUUCGUUUGCACUUUUAGGAGACCUCACCAAAGCCUGUUUCCAGCACGUUAAACCAUGUAUAGCUGAGUUCAUGCCAAUCUUGGGAACCAACCUGAACCCAGAGUUUAUUUCUGUGUGCAACAAUGCCACCUGGGCAAUUGGGGAGAUCUGCAUGCAGAUGGGUGCUGAGAUGCAGCCAUAUGUUUCACUAGUCCUGAAUAACUUGGUGGAGAUCAUCAACAGACCAAACACUCCCAAGACUCUGCUUGAAAACACUGCCAUAACCAUUGGUCGCUUGGGUUAUGUGUGUCCUCAGGAAGUAGCACCCAUGCUGCAGCAGUUCAUCAGGCCAUGGUGCACGUCUUUGAGAAACAUCCGUGACAAUGAAGAGAAGGAUUCUGCAUUCCGUGGGAUCUGUAUGAUGAUUGGAGUGAAUCCAGGGGGUGUAGUACAAGAUUUCAUCUUUUUCUGUGAUGCUGUUGCGUCAUGGGUGAGCCCAAAGGAUGACCUGCGUGAGAUGUUUUACAAGAUACUGCAUGGAUUCAAGGAGCAGGUUGGUGAGCAGAACUGGCAACAGUUUUCUGAACAGUUCCCACCACUUCUGAAGGAGCGGUUGUCUGCAUUCUAUGGCGUAUAGCUGAAGUUAAGGGACGUAAAUGUCAGGUUUCUGUUGCUGGGAGGGCUACUGGGAAAUCAUCCACAUCUAGGAGUUGCACUACCCUGUCAAUGGGGGGUUAGGGUGGAGUUGGUGGGACUAAAUAAAACACCCCCUUUCUCCGGAAAUAUCGGGGGAAAACUGCCUCUAAACCAGAGCAAACGGGAUUAAUUAGGCUGAAAGAUCUUGCACGCCUUCUCUCUGAAGAGGCAAUUGCCACUACACACGGGAUAAUCCAAAGAUUCCCGAGGGUCAAAUCUCUCAGUUGGACAACUCGGGAGGGGGCAAAACGUGUGGGGGAAAUUUAGGGAAAAAAAUUUAAAAUAUAGGCAAGCUUAGUGAAGAAUUCCAAAAGAUUAAUAAAAUUGGCUAGGUUUAAACAGCCUUGUCCAUCUAAAUUUGGGUAACACCAAGUCUGAUGCUUGUGCCGUGGUUUAAGAGUAGAGGUUUUUAAAAGUUAAACAUUUUUUUUAACACAUUAAAGCUAGAAAGCAUACAGAGCUUUGUACUGUUGCAUAGAUACCCCAGCAGUCAUCUAAAAAGAGAGUCACUGUUUCAAGCUAGACUGCAUGGUGGUGAGCUGUAAUAGUUUAGUGAUCUCUGAAUAGAAUGUAACGAUCCAUAACGUGUGUGUAUAGAUCAAGGCUUCACUAUCAUUUCCGAUGGUUUGUAACAGAUUGGUCCAAUGUGGAGUGGCGCUCAGCUUUCUACUCCCCUCGAGCCUGGAAGUGAGCAGGAGAGAUCUGGGGAGGGGGUGAAAGCCUGUACCUUGAUCCUAUAAUGAAGCAUGUCUGUACUGUCGGGCUCUGGCAAAUGCCCUGUUAAACAAUGAACUGUUUGAGUUUGCUCCUAAUUAUUUUUUGUGAUAAUGUGCUGCUGCGCGCUUAUCUUUUUUAAAAAAAACUGUAAAUUGAAAUGGCAAGUGUUCAAAAAGAGAAACUUUUUUUUAAAAAAUAUACCCUUGGUAGGACCUGUGACUUUUUUAAAUGUUCUAUAGUUGAUUCCAUGUUCCUGAACUGCAGUUUGAUACAGGUUUGCCAUUGGUAGAGACUAGUGGGAGAUAGUCGCCCUUUAAGCAGAUGAGGGACUAACUGAGCUGCUGCAUUAGUGGGUGGUGAUGGGAAGUACCACUGGUGUCUCACUAGCCACAAAUGGCUGGGAAAUGGAUAAGUUGUAUCCUAGGUGGUUUCAUUACUGUGGCAUCACAUUUGGUCAGUGUAUUGUCUGAGAUUUUGUGCUUGCAGAGUGGGUACUUGCAAUUAGGACUUUGGGCAAUUUCUUCCCAAUUUAGGCAAAUAAUGGGUAGUGGUGGCUUCACACUAGUUCUCGUGUUUGCUUUUUAAACUUGUUAUUGUCAGAAUGGUUCUGAAUUUGAUCACUGGCAAUCUCCUCAUUAUAGAUCCUACUCACUUGAAGACCUGUCCAGGCAUUGUAGGACUGAGCCCUGUGGCAAAAUAGCUCAGUGAGUAACUCAUGAAACAGCUUCACUCCCAAGUCCUGCACAUCUGGUGUAGUAUUUUGUGCAGAGAUUAAUGUGCCAUUUUUAAGAAUUUUUAAAUGGCCCAUUUCCUCUCUAGUGAUGUUCAGUUCCAUAAAGCCCAAGGGCUUGCAAUGCCUUUGCUACCUGUUUGUGAGCAUUGUGCUUUUUGUCUGUCAAACCUGAACCCGUCCUGCCAUGGACUCUGAUCUCUGAAGCACUGUGUCACUGCUUUGGUGUGGACCAGGUAGAGAUUUCCAGCACCACAUCUCCUCUCCCAAAAAAUACUGAAGUGCUGUAAAACUGGUUUACUAUGACAUAGAUACAAAUUCCCACGUUUGUUGUGCACUCACUGGAUCUCUGGCUAUGUUGGCCAGUGUGAACCGUUAUUACAGUAUCCAUUAUUCUUGGCCGGGGGAGUAGUGGUGGUGUUAGUUCCAAGCCUGUAACCAUUCCUGUCCGUCCUGUGUUCUCUUGGCAGGUUUGUUCCUUGUGGGAAGUUCUUUUGUAAAAUUCUUUCCAACAAUUAAGUGAAGUUCUAGGGACACAAUUAAAAUUGAUGGUCACGUUUGCCCAGAUUCUGGGUGUCUCCUACAUUAGAGUUAGGCAAGAUGCUCUGGGCUUCAUUCCUCUGGUGUUUGUGUUUCCAAUAAGCUCAAAGUGAAAGAUUUUUGUCUCUGAAUUGUUGGGAUUCAUGUUCCGGUUAAUGUGAUGAGAAUACUCGUUUGCAGGUGAAGAAUUUGACUGAAGAAUGAGGAGUGUCUAGUUCCAAGCUGCCCAGAGGACAGUGUGUGUGUAGGCUCUGGUCACGAGUGCAUGGGGCCAGGCAAUAGAUCGUGUUCAAACCCUUGAUGUGUAACAGGACUUGGUGUUAGCAGGUGAUCUACUUCGUGUUAGCAGGUUAUAAUAGAGCAGGAAUUUUGGACCAGUCCCAAUUACAAGUUUUUCAUUUCUUUGUCCAUCUGCCCCUAAUGUUGGAAUUUCAUUCCUUGUUUCUUUUUUACCUUCAAGUUUGUCUUCUGUUUGACUUCCUACAAACAUUCCCAGAAAUAACAUUACUGCCCCUCCCCCCACCCCCAGAAGGAUAUUUCUGAUCUAUUUUUGUUCAUUUCUAGAGUUUUAAGUGGCAUUGGGUAGUUAGCGCUAUCUGGCUGCUGUCACAGACCCUGACAUGUCUAAAAGAAUCUGCCAUUGCCUGGAGGGACACCAACCUGCCAGGAAUUGACUGAUUUUAGCUUGCCAGUGCAUGGGUGUGGAAUUCCCUUUGGGCAAAAGAGAUGGAACUGAGAGCUCAGGUCUCUUCUAUGAAGCAAGUCUAAAUCUUUACCAGCAAUCACCAAGUCUAGGAUUGGGCUGCAUUUUGUGUGGCUUGCAAUGGGCCCUGAAGAAAGCUGUGCUUGGAGUACCUGCCAAUAGAUUGUGUGUUAGUUGUGAGUCUGUGUUUUAAUUUAUUAAUGUUUAUGUUUAGCCGUGGCUCUCUACAGUAGCAGUAAGUAGGCGAGAGUGAGCUUUGAAGGUGAGCGAAUCUAUUGGAGGGUUUGUGGUGCUCCUCUGCCAUGAUACCUAGAAGCAAACAGUUGGCUUUAUCUGGCUGUACCUCAGACUGUCUGAGCACUUGCAGACUGAAUGUUGCAUGCUCAAUGUGGUGCAUACCUUCCUUAAAUGUUAUUCAUAGAUGUAAACAGCAAUGUAUCUUUGUCAUGCUGAUGUAAUCAAGAUGUAGCCUGAGUAUAUUGUUUGAAGACCCAAAAUGGGAAGGUGGUGUUUUUGGGGAGGGGGGAGGAAAGGGAUAAUUGGGGAUGUUAGUUGACAGAGCACUGAACAGAUAUCGAGCUGCUUUGUUUUAACUGUGUGACCAAGAGGUUUUUGGUAUAUUUUUGCCUCUUCACUCACUGCCAUUUCCAUGAGUGAGGUUACACCCAAAAAGUCAAAAGCCUACACCAGGCCUCGUUGGCUGAAAAGCCUACACCAGGCCUCGUUGGCUGAAAGGUAUUCUUCCAUUGUUUGAUGGUGUUUCCUGCAAGCAAUUGGAAUUAAGGCAGAGGUGAGAUUCCCCUCAGUGGUCUGCAGAGCAGUCAUUUUUCCUGGGGAGGGAGGGAGAAGCAAAGUGGGAACUCAUCUGGAAACAAGCAUUUUUAUAGGGGUGUCUGAACUAAAUUGUAUUAUAAAUUAUGGAUGGGGGGGGUGGGGGAGAACCCAUUGGAAAAUUUGUAGGGGUUUGAAUUCCAGGUCCCCUUUCCUCUAGCUGAGAGUCAAGCAGCAGCAUUUGCUGUGGUCUGCUUCCUGCUUAUGCCAGGUACUGGUCUGACCAAUGUGACUGAAGUUGGGCAGAGAUGAAGACGGAAUUGGAAUUUCACUGCUCCUUGGUUCCACUGAUGUUGGUUGCAGAUCCUCAUUCUGGUUGCAGACGGUGGGUCCCAUGCGCAGAGUUGGAGUGGACGAAGGAUUGGCACAUUCUCUAGCCUUCCAGUUGGGAUGGACCCUUGUGCCUGUGGGUUGUCCUGUGGUGUGGAUCACCAAUAAGGAAGUGGGUUGUGCCAGUGUACUACAUACUGUAUUGUGUUAACAAUAUCACUGACACUAAUCUCAAUGGCUUGUAAAAGGUGGUUUAACUUGACUCUUUUGUCAAAAGUAAAUUAGUUACCAGUUUACACAACUGAAAACUAACUGUUGACUGUUUUAACAGACCUAUUUAGGAGUAUUUUUGUGGGAUUUGAGUUUACAGAAUGGGUUGAGAGUAAAAACACUGUCUAAGCUGUGAAAGCUGGUUCAGACAAAGAAAGUAUCUGAGAAAAAGCCAAUCUCCCCAUUGUAUCUUGCCGUGCCCUGCUGCCUGUUCUUGCCAGCACCUGUUUGCAUUCAAAUAGAAAUUCUCAAUGACUGCCUCUGCAUUGCUGCCGUUGUGGUGACACAUUCUUCUGAGAAAAUCCAAACAGGAGACUUUUUAAAACAACCUUCAUUCACUAAAGCUGUGCGGUCUCCAAUGAAAGUGGGAAGGCAGUCUGUUCUUGAUGGCAAGUCUGUCCAGUGAGUGAGCCAUACCAAGUCUGGCCUAAUUAAAAUAGGUGCUCUCUGGUCUGCAUGCAGGGAAGCUCUCACAGGUGUGCUGUUCUGUCAAUAAAACUUAUCACAUUGGGUGCUCAGAGGGGAUGAAUGCUUUUCUCAGAUGCUCUUAUUGCUGAACCUAUGACUGAAACUGACCCCUCCCUGAACUCCUGUAUAAGUGUUAUGCUGUUGCCUCCUUUUAACUUUGAGUUGUAUAUUUGUAAAUGUGCAGUGUGUUUCCUGUGAAUUGAUCAGUGUAAUGCCGGCCGUUUGCACCUUUGCUCAACUGAGAUUUUUUUUCUCAUUUUUAUAUAAAUUUGUUUUAUUUUUUUUCCUUUAUGGACUAAAAUUGGUUUCUUGUGACUCUA